CCACAAUCAAUCACCACCUCUUGUGUUCUGUUCUGUUAGCAAAUAUUUGCAAAUAGAGCAAUUAGCAGCAAAGAAAGACCCGAAUAUUAAAAAAAAAAAAAUAAAAGGCCCAGAGAAGAGUCUGUUAUUGUGUGUGUUUAUCUCUAAAUCUAUAAUCUGGCUAAUGUAAAAGAAAAACGCAUUUGUCCCUGUCAUUGCUCAGCUCUAUCUCUGGUUAAAAUCAAAAAUCAAAUAUCAAAAAUCAAUCUAACCCUCGCCCACUCCCACUUUGUCCUUUUCGUCCUGGUAAAUUUUGUUUUGUGAAACUAAAAUUUAUUUUAAUAAUUUAUAAAAUUGGGAAAGUGUGUUUAUUAAAAUUCCAUUCCUGUUAAUUACGAAGCCGCUUUGGUUUUGAGGCUGCGAUCUCUAUGUCAGUAAUAGUAUCUCAUUGCCAGACACACAGAGACCCUAUUAGCACCCUGGGAUUGCAUGUUGGGUAUUCCGCAGAAGUCUGCUUGGGUGGUUUUCGUCCAUGGCCGUUAAGAAGGCUUACGAGUCCUUCUCCAAGAGCUUGAUCGACGAGGUCCAUAAAUGGGGUUGUUUGAAGCAGACUGGGGUCAGCUUGAGGUACAUGAUGGAGUUUGGCUCCAGACCCACCAACAGGAAUUUGCUUAUCUCUGCUCAGUUCCUUCACAAGGAGCUUCCCAUUAGGAUUGCCAGAAGAGCGAUUGAGCUUGAGUCCCUCCCUUAUGGCUUGUCUCUGAAACCUGCUGUUUUAAAGGUUCGAGAUUGGUAUUUGGAUUCCUUCCGUGACCUUAGAUCAUUUCCUGACAUCAAGGAUACAAAUGAAGAAAGAGAAUUUACAAAAAUGAUCAAGGCAAUCAAGGUGAGGCACAACAACGUUGUCCCUAUGAUGGCGUUAGGUGUUCAACAGCUGAAGAAAGGCAUGGAUCCAAAGAUUGUUUAUGAGGAUCUUGAUGAGAUUCAUCAGUUUCUGGAUCGCUUUUACAUGUCAAGAAUUGGCAUUCGAAUGCUAAUUGGUCAGCAUGUUGAGUUACAUAACCCCAAUCCUCCUCUUCAUUGUGUUGGUUAUAUACAUACAAAAAUGUCUCCUGUGGAGGUAGCCCGAAAUGCAAGUGAAGAUGCCCGAGCAAUUUGCUUACGUGAGUAUGGCAGCGCACCUGAUGUUAAUAUCUAUGGGGAUCCUGACUUUACUUUCCCAUAUGUCCCAACACACUUGCAUCUUAUGGUCUUUGAGUUGGUCAAGAACUCUUUGCGUGCCGUACAAGAGCGUUCCAUGGACUCAGAUAAGAUAGCACCUCCCAUUAGAAUAAUUGUUGCAGAUGGAAUUGAGGAUGUGACUAUUAAGGUCUCGGAUGAGGGGGGUGGCAUACCAAGAAGUGGUCUGCCAAAAAUUUUUACAUAUCUGUACAGUACUGCUAGAAACCCUCUGGAUGAGCAUGCAGAUCUUGGAAUAGCCGAUACUGUAACAAUGGCUGGAUAUGGAUAUGGGCUCCCCAUAAGCCGCUUAUAUGCUCGCUAUUUUGGCGGGGAUUUGCAGAUAAUCUCUAUGGAAGGAUAUGGGACUGACGCAUAUCUCCAUUUGUCCCGCUUGGGAGAUUCACAGGAGCCCUUGCCGUGAAUCUAGAGGACUGUUUCAUACAGUGGAGCUCUCUUCGAUUAAUGGGAAUAUAGGACGAUUGAAAAUUCCAUGCAUUGUAUUACCAAAGGGAUAAAUUUCUGUCAAUUUUUCAUGCUUUAGAAAUUGUCAGCUUUGUAUAUCCUUAUAUGCAUUAUGCACCACUAGGUGCAAGUGCAAUGAUUAUUCUAUAACGGCUUUGUUUUUCUUUUGCAAAAGUGCCAUUUCAUUUUCCAUGCUUCA
Messenger RNA from Ziziphus jujuba (common jujube), 1861 nucleotides. Its product is annotated as pyruvate dehydrogenase (acetyl-transferring) kinase, mitochondrial. NCBI's taxonomy places the organism in Eukaryota, Viridiplantae, Streptophyta, Magnoliopsida, Rosales, Rhamnaceae. The transcript is spliced from 6 exons. The record is from RefSeq and is a predicted model, not a curated record. Bases 512 to 1621 code for a protein of 369 amino acids. Gene Ontology annotation, cellular component: mitochondrion. Gene Ontology annotation, biological process: protein phosphorylation; regulation of glucose metabolic process. Gene Ontology annotation, molecular function: pyruvate dehydrogenase (acetyl-transferring) kinase activity.